AUGGCAGAGAGAGCGUUGGAAUGCAGCUCUAGGUUGACCUGCCCAGAGACCUGAAAGCCUGCGAGCCGAGAUACAGAGACUUGAAGGCUAAGCAGAUCCCUGUUGCUACCGCGGACGAUGGCAAAGUAACGAUCAAGGUGAUCAGUGGGAGGAGCCACGGCGUUGAUAGCGUUCAGGAGCUUGCUUACACGCCAGUGUGGCUUCUGGAUGUAACUAUUCAGCCGGGUGGCCGUCUGGUCCAGCCUCUGCCAGCGGGAUGGAACAGCUUUGCAUACACUUUGCAAGGCAAGGUUGUCUGGAACACUGGGGCUACCAGCCAGGAGGUCCCGCAGUAUCACAACACAGUAUUCGAGCAAAAGGGCGACCAGGUCAUUGCGGAAGUCUCUCCAGAUCAGAAGAACCCUUCUCGUUGCAUCCUUGUUGCGGGUCUGCCCCUUGAUCAACCGAUCGUUCAGUAUGGCAAGUAA
Lecanosticta acicola is the source of this 467-nucleotide messenger RNA. NCBI's taxonomy places the organism in Eukaryota, Fungi, Ascomycota, Dothideomycetes, Mycosphaerellales, Mycosphaerellaceae. The record is from the annotation of a GenBank genome assembly.